This is a messenger RNA of Cannabis sativa, 489 nucleotides long. RefSeq lists its product as uncharacterized. NCBI's taxonomy places the organism in Eukaryota, Viridiplantae, Streptophyta, Magnoliopsida, Rosales, Cannabaceae. Bases 1 to 489 code for a protein of 162 amino acids. The transcript has a single exon. The record is from RefSeq and is a predicted model, not a curated record.
AUGGCGACUCAAUCAGUAGUCCCGUACAAAAAACCUGCUCCCAUGAAAAAGGACAUAAGCAAGCGGGACAUGUCCAAAUUUUGUCGUUUUCAUGGAGAUUAUGGCCAUGACACUAAUGAGUGCAACAACGUGAAGCGGGAAAUUGAAGUCCUCAUAAGGAAAAAUAACCCGCACGUGCAAAAGUAUGUCAAGGCCGACCAAAAUCAAUGGACCGCCCAAGCAGAUAACAACAAAGACCUGUUACUGCCUCCACCAGUGAACAGACAUUUACAAGUUAUCAUCGGAGGCCUAUAUAUUGCUGGAGAUUCGGGAAAAGCUUGGGAGAGGUAUGCCCGAACUUUAGUACAAAAACCAAAGGAAGUGGUUCUGGUCGUAGAAGAAAGGAACCCAAAAAUUCCACGGGUAGGGGAACUCGCUAUAACUUUCACUGAAGAAGACGUUGUCAAUGUUCGCUUCCCGCACAAUGAUCCAUUAGUUGUGGAGGUAUAG